Messenger RNA from Suillus paluster, 706 nucleotides. RefSeq lists its product as uncharacterized. Lineage: Eukaryota; Fungi; Basidiomycota; Agaricomycetes; Boletales; Suillaceae. The record is from RefSeq and is a predicted model, not a curated record. The transcript is spliced from 5 exons. The annotation marks the transcript as partial.
GUAUCAGAGCUAUUAUUCGAGAUCCCCCUUGGCGCAUCCCAUAUCACCUAGCGCAAGCCAUGCGUUUCUCAUUCCUCCUCGGCGCUCGCUGUUAUUGCUGCUUUGGCAACAUGCAUCUCUGUCGGUGCCGCGCUGUGCCUGGCUAAAGACGACCUUUGCGACAACCCCAUCGAUUUAGACCGCUGCCUAGGUCUUACUUGUAGCUCAGGUAAACUCAGCUUAGAAAAGUACUGCCAAUCCAAUACACAUACGCCAACGAUGCAAACGACUAUGGCGGGCUGGGAAGGAGAUGGUAUAAGUAAUAUUCCAACCCACUUCGGAGACACAGACUCACCGGGACCAAUGCUCUCCCUCUCUGAUAUCGCAGAGGAAUUGCGAUGUCAUAUCCUGGGCUCGAUGACAUUAUACGCUGUGCAUUGACCUGCCGAACGAUGUCCACGACAGUCAAAAACUCUGUGGAGCUGCAAUAUGCCAUUGAACCUGGUGCCCAAGGAUUGGUGCAGGCUCAUCACGGUCAACUACUGUCUCCGAGUUCACACCAGACUACUUGCGCACACUCAGAGAGCAGGUGGACGCGUGGAGUUCCUUCAAGCUCGAUGUGGCGAAAAGACUUGAUUAUGACCGCCGACAUAUGGCAAACUUCCAACUCCAAAUACCGAGUAAAUUUAGCGCACUCAUGCGAUUGGUGGAGAUGCCGAACACAUAA